AUGUCCUACUGCCGGCAGGAAGAGAAGGAUCAGAUCAUAUUUGUGACCAAAGAAGAGCAUGAAACUCCUAGCAGUGUGGAACUGGUGGCUGAUGACCCCAAUGAUCCCUAUGAGGAGCACGGAUUGAUGCUGCCCAAUGGAAAUAUUAACUGGAAUUGCCCAUACCUUGGGGAAAUGGCGAGUGGCCACUGUAGGGAACAGUUCAAGUCUGCCUUUCAUUGCUUCCAUUAUAGCAAAGAGGAAAUCUAGGGAUCAGACUGUAUAGACCAGUUUCGCCAAGACGAGGAGGAGGAAGAGGAGGCAAAGCCAGUGGAGCACAAGGAAGAAACAACUGCUCCUAAGGCCUCUGCAGCCAAAGAGCAGGGGUCAAGCUCCUGA
This is a messenger RNA of Myodes glareolus (Bank vole), 378 nucleotides long. The record is from RefSeq and is a predicted model, not a curated record. Lineage: Eukaryota; Metazoa; Chordata; Mammalia; Rodentia; Cricetidae.